This is a messenger RNA of Symbiodinium pilosum, 1020 nucleotides long. The record is from the annotation of a GenBank genome assembly. Lineage: Eukaryota; Dinophyceae; Suessiales; Symbiodiniaceae.
AUGUUGCUGGAGAGCCUGGUAAACAACACUCAGUACAAUGUGGGUACGUUCGGCACUCCCAGCCUGGGUGAACUUCGCGCAGAAUUCCAGAGCCUCAAAGCGGGGGAACGCGGGCAAGGACGACUCCAGGUGCAGAAUGAGAUUGGGGAUGUGGCAGCCAAGCAUGCCCUCCCUGCCAACAGGCAUUCAACUUUUCAGGUGGCCUCGCAGUUCAACUGCCUAGAGUUUGUGGGGCCAUCAGUGACCCCAGAGGAUGGAAUCACAGGGUAUGUGCGGGACCGCACUCAAGGCCCAGCUUGUUCGAUUGCCUGCGGCGCUGCAACGGCAUAUCGGAACUACUUUGCUCCUGUUCGUGGCGCUGGUGAGGAGGGGCAAACAGCAAAGAGGCAGAUCAACAACCUGGAAGACUUCUGCACUGAGAUGGACAGGAAAUCGGCGAAGCGGAGACGUGAUGGCGAGGAACCGCUGUUUCGUUGCAUUGGCAGCCAGUUCCUAGAGGUGCGAGGGGGGUAUACGCUUUCCUCUCACAGGCAGCUGGAGCACCUCAACGCCAUGUUGGCCCAGUUGAAGGAAGAUGAGUUGGACAUGCUGCGGGAAAAGCUGCGAGUCGGGGUGCACGCUGAUGUGCAGGUCACCUCGCACGCUUGGGGAGCGAAAUCGGUCAAGGAUGCAUCCCAGACAGUCACGCAGGUGUUCGGAUCGGCUUGCUCGGACAGCGGACAGCCAGACUGGGAGCCCUUGGCUCGACUUGUCUUGGAGGCAUCCUACGAGGCAACGCUCCUCGCGGCGCUUCGACAGGCCAGGAAGCACGGAGGACUCCAUGGUUCACGGUUUUUGACUUGCCUGGGCGGUGGCGUGUUUGGGAACUCAAUGACCUGGAUUGCUGACGCGAUGCGACGGGCAUUUGUUUGCCUACAGGAUGAGGACCUGCAUGUCCGCAUUGUUACCUACGCAGGCUCACCACCUCCGGACCUCUUGCGUUUAGAGCAGGAUCCUUUCGGCACUGGCUCCGGAACGUAG